Messenger RNA from Suhomyces tanzawaensis NRRL Y-17324, 1970 nucleotides. RefSeq lists its product as uncharacterized. The record is from RefSeq and is a predicted model, not a curated record. Gene Ontology annotation, biological process: protein neddylation. Gene Ontology annotation, cellular component: cytoplasm. The transcript has a single exon. The coding region runs from base 207 to 1766 and encodes 519 amino acids. NCBI's taxonomy places the organism in Eukaryota, Fungi, Ascomycota, Pichiomycetes, Serinales, Debaryomycetaceae. Gene Ontology annotation, molecular function: NEDD8 activating enzyme activity.
ACUCGUCUAGUGAUUUUGUGUGUUUGCACUCCCAACGUAUGCAUUAAUCCUUCGUUUUGGCAAAUCCUGUCAAUUCUAGUACCACACUAUCAGGCUGCUUGGAUUACAUAACAUCGAUUGGUAAUAACCCCGGGCUCUUCGUUGUGGCAUUUGGCAUACUUGGCAGGUUCUUUUUCUUCAAACUUCACCCUCGUUUAUUCUGCACCAUGAUCGACAAAGAAACAAAAUACGACCGUCAAUUGAGGUUAUGGGCGUCCACAGGGCAGGCCAAUCUUGAGAACUCUCACAUAUGCUUGAUCAACGCCUCGGCGACGGGGUCAGAAAUCCUCAAGAAUCUAGUUUUGCCAGGAAUCGGUGAGUUCACCAUCAUUGACGACAAAGUGGUAUCCCCCCAAGACUUGUCAGGGAACUUCUUUUUGAAGAGAGAAAACUUGGGUCAAGACAUUGCCACCAGCAUUACCAGCAACUUGUCCGAACUCAACACCGAUGUGAAAGGACAUGCCAUCAAUCAAUCAAUCAAACAUCUCAUUACUAAGGUGGAGAGCCUGUUCUGGGACCAGUUCAACGUGGUGAUUGUUUCUGACUACUCCCCCGAAUUGGAUGUGGUCAAGGAUUUGUUAUGGGACAAGAGAAUCCCGUUGUUGAUCGUGAACUCAGUGGGUUUCUAUGGCUCCUUGAACCUCAUAGCGAACGAAGUGACAGUCAUCGAAACCCACGACCCAUCUAGGUUAUAUGACUUGCGUAUCGACUGCCCAUGGCCAGAACUUCAAGAGCACGCGGACUCCAUCGACUUGAAUUCCUUGUCUGAUCAAGAUCAUGCCCAUGUCCCUUACAUUAUAAUAUAUAUCAAAGUAUUGCAGGCUUGGAAACAGGAACAUAACAACUUGCCACCCCAAAAUUAUGGCGAAAAGAAAUUAUUCCGUCUUCUAAUUGAAUCAUACUCGAGAAACAUUAAAAUCGAGGCAAAUUUCACCGAGGCCUCAAACUCAAUUCAUCGUGCAUUACAAGUAACUCAAAUACCCAACUCCAUAUCGAAAUUGUUUGAAAAUUCAAAUAUAAAAGAUGAAAACUUGAGUUUGACAACUCCCAUUUUUUGGAUCUACAUCAAGGCAUUGAAAAAUUUCGUCCAUUUAAACAACAACCAACUCCCUUUGCCAGGAAACUUACCCGACAUGGCUUCGGACACCGCGGGUUACAUCAAGUUGCAAAAUAUUUAUCGUGCAAAGGCAUUAAAAGAUCAAGAAUUGUUUACUCAUGAAGUACAAAAGAUUCUUGAUUCCAUAGGAAGAUCUCACGAUGAUGUCAAUACUGAGUCAAUUGCAAGUUUCUGUAAAAAUUCUCAAUUGUUAUACGUGAGUCAAGGCUCAAAAGAACUCUAUGGUACAAGUUUACUUCAAGAGUUAUUGCAUUCAGAACAAGCAUCCGAAAAUUACAAUGCCCUCGGUGUGUACUUCUCCAUUCUCACCUAUAAUGCAUACAUUGAAAAAUUCAAUUCCAAACCUUCAAUUCAAGACCUCGAAACCUUUUCUGACCUAUUCUUUCAAAAGUUUUCUAUUGACAAAGCUGAGGUCCUCCCAGAAUCAAUACUUAACACUUUCAAAGAGGUGUUAAGUCAUAACACACAAAAUUACCAUAAUCUUAAUAGUUUGAUGGGUGGUAUAGUCAGUCAGGAGGUUUUGAAAUUGGCUACAUCCCAAUAUACCCCACUCGAUAAUUUAUUCGUGUUCGAUGGAAUACGGUCGUUCAGCGAGAAGUGGAAAAUUUAAGCUCUUAAGGCCCAAUUUGCAUUGAGAAUUGCUGAAGACUUGCAGAUAUCAUUACUGGGAUUUACCACUGUCAUACGAUUUUUUUGAAAAAACACGUAUGUUAUCAUUAAAUACGUAGGAUUUCUUAUAUACCCGUUGUUAAUAAUUAACAAUAGCCAACCUCGUACAAAGGUCUCUUUUCGCUGCAAUUAAUAUACGAAUGGU